Phycomyces blakesleeanus NRRL 1555(-) is the source of this 1355-nucleotide messenger RNA. RefSeq lists its product as hypothetical. Gene Ontology annotation, molecular function: flavin adenine dinucleotide binding; electron-transferring-flavoprotein dehydrogenase activity. Gene Ontology annotation, cellular component: cytoplasm. The transcript has 3 exons. Lineage: Eukaryota; Fungi; Mucoromycota; Mucoromycetes; Mucorales; Phycomycetaceae. The record is from RefSeq and is a predicted model, not a curated record. The coding region runs from base 1 to 1290 and encodes 429 amino acids.
AUGACUGACUUGAAGAAGAAGAUUAUUAUUGUUGGUGGUGGAGCAGCAGGUAUUCUGGCUGCCAUGAAUCUUGGGUGUCACAAAGACAAGGAUAAGAUGGAGAUUACUCUUGUCGAUAGUAAAUCUUUCUACGAAUACACUCCUGGCUUAUGCUCUGUUUUGUACGAGCCAACUGAACAAAAGUUCCUUGAACACUAUGGCAAAAUAACUGCUACUUAUGAAAGUCUUCUCAAACCCCUUGGCAUCACUUUUAUACUGGGAAGGAUAGAAGAUAUAAAGGACAACAAAGUGGUAUUGCAUGACAGUCAAGAGAUAGAAUUUGAUUAUGCUAUCUUGUGUACUGGAUCAAGUUACGCGGCACCCUGGAAAUUAAGCAAUCUCGGUGGCAGUGAUGGUGAUGGUGGCGAUGCUGGUGGCGAUGAUUCAGAGACGAUCGAAUUGGGACAGAGAAUCGAUUACCUGACGGCCCAAAGAAAACGAUAUCAGGAAGCCAAGGAAAUCAUUUGCAUUGGUGGUGGACCUGUUGGUGUAGAAAUUGCAACCGAGAUCGCCCACAGAUCACCGACCAAGACCAUCACUCUCGUCAACAGCCAGGACUACGUUCUAAAAAGCGCACCAUCCAGUUUGGGAAAACACUGUCAGACGAUUAUCGAGAACACUAGGCCGAUUCAUCUUAUCUGUGGAGAACACGCCAGCCCUGUUGACAACAAUGCAAAACCAGAUGCGGACGGGAAAUAUCAUUAUGAGACCGACAAGACGCACACACAAAUCACGGGCGAUUUGGUUUAUAAUGCUAUUGGUAUCAAGCCAAACACGCACUUUUUGGCAGGGUCACACUCGGACUGGCUGAACAGCAAAGGUUACGUCAAGAUUGAUCCUUUUUUGCACGUCAAUGGCACGACAAACAUUUACGCGAUUGGCGACAUGAAUAAUCAUGAGGAUCCAAAGAUGUUCUUUACCGCACACAUGCAGGCUGUGCAUUGUGUCCACAAUCUGCACUUGGAAAUCAAUAACAAAAAACCAGUUGAAUACAAGGGUUCCAGGGUUUCUAUGAUUGUGUCUCUUGGACCAACGUUUGGGAUUGGAUAUGUAUCUGGACUGACUCUUCGCGGCAGACCAUUUGAGACAAAAAAGGGGAGCAGAAUAGCAGCCCAGAUGAAGCAUCUUAUUGAACGGGUCACGAUGAAUGACCUUCGCCUCAAACAGCCUGUCAAUUUUGCACUGUACUACACUCAUGAGAAAGCCCAGAUCCUUGCACGCAUCAAUAGCUUAAUAGAUAUAUUCAAUUGAAAAAAAAAUUGUACAAAUACAUGUGUGUAUGCUAUUUCAAAAUAAGAAUGGUUACAUGAACACGC